Messenger RNA from Mollisia scopiformis, 886 nucleotides. RefSeq lists its product as uncharacterized. Bases 181 to 693 code for a protein of 170 amino acids. The record is from RefSeq and is a predicted model, not a curated record. NCBI's taxonomy places the organism in Eukaryota, Fungi, Ascomycota, Leotiomycetes, Helotiales, Mollisiaceae. The transcript is spliced from 4 exons.
GGCUGAUGUCCAUUUUCCUGACUGCCUAGGUAGGAAUGGAGGGUGAGGUUAAAGAGGUGGCUCUUUCCCACUUUGUCUGGAGAUCGAUAGAGGUUAGAUUAUUUAAUUUUGAUUCUUACUUCAUCUUGACUUCUUCAACUCUUUUCCAACUUCUUGAUCAGAACAAAAUCUACCGCAAAAAUGGCAAUCACGCUCUAUGAAAUCACCGUCCCGGUCUUCAUCAAGAACCUGAAGACUCUGUCGAAGUGUCUCGAGAAGGGCGUUGCGUUUACGAAAGAUGAUGGUGCGAAGAUUAGUGAGGCGGGGUUGGCGGAGAGUAGGUUGAUUGAGGAUAUGGGGAACUUGGUUUACCAGAUUCAACGUGUAUCGGACACCGCAAAGGGUCUAGCUCAGCGUAUUGGUGGCGUUGAACCCGUUGUCUUGGAGGAUAAUGAGAAGACGUUCCCAGACCUGUUUACCAGGAUCCAGAAGACUAUCGAGGUUCUUGAGGGUGUGAAGCCCGAGCACAUCAACGCUCAAGAAGAAGCGGAGGUUGUGAUGAAGACUCGGUCUGGUGAGACGAAGUGGAAGGGAAAGGACUACGCACUCACUUUCGCCAUUCCCAACUUCUUCUUCCAUGUCGUCACUGCGUACGCGUUGUUGAGAAAAGAGGGUGUUCCAGUCGGAAAGGCUGAUUAUUUGGGACGCAACUAGGUUUUAGUUGCUGUUCAACGCUGAGUUCCUGAGAUAGAUGGCGAGGAAAAGGUUCUUGCAAGGAAUUAAAGUCUUGAAAUCCCCAUUUGACCUGCAAUCUGCAACGUUCUUAGAGGACAGGAAUACACUUAGCCCAUUUCCUAUGUGUCAACUGCAACCCACCACUUCUGCCUCCAUCCGUCAACAAAGUAGC